Molecule: messenger RNA, 3699 nt
Organism: Acanthopagrus latus (yellowfin seabream)
Lineage: Eukaryota; Metazoa; Chordata; Actinopteri; Spariformes; Sparidae
Product: zinc finger protein 354C
Exons: 4
Coding region: 413-2416 (667 amino acids)
Biological process (GO): regulation of transcription by RNA polymerase II
Cellular component (GO): nucleus
Molecular function (GO): DNA-binding transcription factor activity, RNA polymerase II-specific; RNA polymerase II transcription regulatory region sequence-specific DNA binding
Source: RefSeq, a predicted model, not a curated record
CAGUUGCUUCCCUCAUUUUCAGCUCCCCUCUCUCAUCCAUCGGGGUUGCGCCAGUUAGUAGGUCUGCUGCUAGCUAAACGGCUAAUUGUUACCUCUACCUCCACGUCGUGUUGGCGAACCUUGUUUCUGUUUUUCCUACGACACGCGCCUCACGUUUGUUGUCGGGAUAACAAAAAAAGAAAAGAAAAGAAAAGAAAAGAAAAAGAAAACCAGGAGGGUGAAGCCUUGAGGGACGGCGUACCAUCAGCAGCUCCUCCUGCCAGGUGAGCAACGCUAAGGUGUGUCGACCAUGGCUGUCUUCGGGAAAGGUGAGCGUCAAGCUCCAUAAAAAGGUACCAGGAAGAAGACAAAGACCGACGACAGCAGCCACACAUGUAGUCCCUCGACAGCCUUCUCAGCCCAGCCAGCAGUCAUGUCCAUUGAGUACACCAUCGAUAUCCAGCUGACAGAGUUGGGAUUUCCAGACAUCCUGCCGACCUCAAACAUCGAGACAGGACGCUGUAAAUCCUUAAACUCCGCGCAAAGUCUACAAGACGAGCAAGCUGACAAAGAGACGGCGCAUGAUGAGCCGUCGGAGCCCUCAGCACAUGAUGUGACUGCUGGAGCUGACACCACAGACCCUCCACAGCUGAUCACUGGACAGGAUAACAAAGGAAAGAAACAUGGUGACACUGCACAGGAGGAGGAGGAUGACUCAGAUGACAGCGACGUGUCAGAGAUGUAUGAAGAAGAAGAGGUGGAUGAGGAUGAUGAGGACGAGGAAGGACUCAACAAUGAGUUGGGUGACUCCCGCUGCAGUGUCUGUGAUCUCCAGCUGCCAUCCAAAUUCAAACUUCAGGACCACAUGAAUUUGCACACUGGAGCUCGCCCGUACUGCUGUGCCGAAUGUGGAAAGCGCUUCUGCCAGAAUUACAAUUACCGAGUCCACCUGCGCACACACGCCCAGAUCAAACAGGAUCGUCUCCAGUGCCGCGUCUGUCUGAAGUGCUUUGUGUCACAGGACGAUCUGACCACCCACCUGUCAAGAAAUCACCCUGAGGAUGAGUUUUAUGAGUGUGACCUGUGCAAACGUGUGUUUACUAACCUGAAGGAGUGUGAAUAUCAUGUGCAGUUACACAAAGAUCUAAUGUAUAUUGCAUGUGAUAAAUGUGGCCGUAAUUUCUCCUGUCAAAAAUCCCUCAUACGUCAUCAGAAGAAGACGUGCUUCAACAGUUUUAAAUGCACAGACUGCACAAAGAUCUUCACUAACAAGAAUGCUCUCCUGAAACACAGCUUCUCCCAUCUCGGUUUGUUGCCUUACACAUGCAUGCGAUGCCACCGCCACUUCCGCCUGGCGAAACUGUACCGGCAGCACAAAUGUGAACCCCAGCGCAUUCACUGCGUGGCUUGUCUGAGAGAGUUUCUCAGUCAGGAGGACUUCCAGCAACACAAAAAGGACACCGGCUGCUGGGGCAACCAGGAGCCUAAAGGGGAUGAGAUCCGAUGUUUGGAGUGUGGACAGAGAUUUGUCACUACAGAGGAGCUGAAGAAACACGCUGGGGCUCAUCAGAGAGUGCUGAAAUGUGCAGAAUGUGGAAAGGGGUUCCGCUCGGCCUUGCUUUUAAUGUCUCACAUGGGCGGUCAUGCAGGGAAUGCCCCUUGCCUUUGUCAGAGCUGUGGACUGGGAUUUCCCCACCAGCAAAGCUACGACAGCCACCUGAAGACCUGUGGACAAACACCCCAGCCUGCGAGUGCACCCAAAAAACGCCCAGCCCCGAAGAGCUCUCCACCCGAGGCAAAAAGGCUCAAAGCAAAUCCAGACUCAGUGACUCCAACAAACAUAGUCACUAAGCCGGCUGCACUGGUGAAUGAUUCUAGUAGUCCAGGACCCGUGACAGAGGCUGAGUCUGCAGGUUCCAGUCCAGCAGAUGGAUUAUGGAAGCUAACCCUCGACAAACAACCGCCUCCAGGUGUCAAUCUUGUUUUGUUGGUUCCCAUCUGUCCGACUCAAUCCAGCGGCCUGACCCUCCCAUCUGCAGUCUCUCCAACACUACCAGGUUCAGCUGUGCAGUUCCAGCCGCAACACCUCAGAACAAAUGCUGCUCUCGGAGCGCCACUCGAUGCCCCCCUGGAUUUGGUAACUGGGAUCAAACGGGAUCUAGAAUACGAUGCACCUCUGGAUUUGUCUAGGAAGUGUAACUCAUCAAAGUCUGCUGUGGGUGACAUUCCUCUUUGUCCUGUGAAAAGUGAGCCAGAAGACUUUGAGAUUACAGGAGGCUCUGAAAGACAGGAAAUUAAAAGCAGUGAUAACAAUGCAAAUGUUGAACCAAACCGACGAGAGACAGAUACAUUAACUGAAGUGAAGAGGUUUGGAAUGGAUCCAGUGGAUCUCUCCUCUAAACUAAUAAUAGACAUUAAGGACGAGCCUCAGUCUUGAUUUGUGGUCAUCUAGAUCUUGACAGCCGAAAGAGACAGAAAUUAAAAUGGAGGUCAACCUUCCAAGGCCUCCUUCAAGGCCUUAUGCUGAUAGAGAUAAGUUAACAUUUUCAAUGAGGCCACACAAAAACGAGAAUAAUAAAACAUCUGUAAGCACAUUCCCCACCUAAAUCCUGCAAAGGACACACCUUUUGUUUUUACUGUACCUGUCACUACGUAACCAAAUAUAGAGGUGGUCAACUACAGCCAGAAUGAUUGGCACUGUGUCCUAAAUCUCACACUAUGCACUACAUUCUUGAUGCUUCUACUAUCAUUCACUUCAUAAGUCACUUUAUAAGUCGGUUUAAGACAUGUAACCGUGGUAACCCUCACCAACAAUAAACUAAAAUAAAAAAGGCGUGUUGCACCUAGCAAAAUGCAAUAUUACAUUUACAUGGAAGCAUUAUUAACAUGCCAGAGCUGCCUUGGUCGCUUGAUCUGUUUUGUAGUUGAUAUUUUCAUCACCCCUGCAUUGCAUUGUGGGAUAUGUAUGCUGGUUCGGUGUACAGUGUUUGCGUACAGUAAUACUUCCUCAGAAGUAGUAUGCACCGUCAGCCAUACGAAAAAAAUCUGGCAUACUGAUUUAUCAUACUGAAUAGAAUGUAAGAGUUGAGUUUCAGAUGCAGCCAUACUAUUCAAUAUUGUAUAUAAUAUGUCUGUAUUAUCAGUAUCUAUCAUCAUACUCUUCUAUUACAAAGCAGUUUUUCUACUUUUUCAACCAUCUUGAAGAAAUCCAGUGUCUUUCUCACACUUAACUGUCGUUUAGAGUAAGAACAUUUUUUGUUUCUUCUGUAAUUUACAUUCCAAGUUUCUAAGCUCAUUAUUGCAUUUGUUUUACCUGCGUCUUGGGUAACACUUUCAGCUUGAGCUACGGGAGCAAAGUGGUACUGUAAUGGUCUCGAGGCCUAUGCAAUAUUGUGCAGGAUUUCUCGCUUCAUUUAAACGUAUCCCUGGUCUUUACCUUUUUAUGCACUGGUUUUUGUGUGUGUCGAGGGAGGGGAGACUUUCGGUUUAAUAAUAUGUAUUAAGUUGAAUGAAAACACUGGAUUUCAUAGUAUUCAGCUGAAACUUGAAGAAAUGUGCAUUGUGUGUAUAUCGGAACUUGACCUUUUAUUACUAUUGUUGAAUGAAUGUAAAUAAUGGUACUGAUCAAUAAUUCUGUCAUUACUGAACCUUUAAAGUCUGCAGGUAUCUUUGGAUGUUUUUUUUUUCUCAAGGCAAAAUAAAGAGUUGUUCUUUAAAUGA